CAACUUCUCGACCGUUCCUCGUUCGUUUUUCAUUGCAAUCGAAGAUUCGGGGAGAAAGCGAUGUUUUCGCGGCUGUCCCUGGCACGGCGCUUCUCGUCGCACUCGGGAGCCCCAUGGCAUCUUUCCGAUCCAUCGAGGCUUCUCGUCGCGGCCGCCGCCGCUGCUUCGCUCGCGAGCAACGGCUUCUCGCGGGAGGACGUGACAACCACGGCGCGCUGCUCGGAAUCGCCCGGUGAAGCCUCGUCCGGGGCAACGGACAGCGAAGGCCUGAACAGCCUGUUCCACGGCCAGUGUCUGAAGCGCCAGAUGCGCACACCGGCCGUUCCCUACCCACUGUGGGACUACAACUGGGACGGAAGGAUGACCAGCGACACAACCCUGGAAGCCUUUCGAAACGGCGAAGCCAAAGCAAAUGCAUCCAGCAGAGCCGAACAGAAUAAUGGCAACGACGGCACGAGAAACAAGCGAUCGAGGCACCUGAUACUGGUGAGACACGGUCAGUACGACGAGCGGUCGGACGAAGACAAACACCGCAAGCUCACGCCUCUGGGCCGCCGGCAGGCCAUUCAAACGGGAAAGCGACUGGUCGAGAUGGCCAGGGGUUCCGCAUCGUUCGAAGACCAUCGCUUCAACGGGAAAUGCGCCGUCAAGGCGAUCCACGUCUCCGAUAUGACACGGGCGAAGGAGACGGCGGCACUCAUCGCCGAACAAUUCCACGGGGAAACAGCACUCCUGCGGGAACCGGAUCCGAUGCUCAACGAGGCCCUACCGGCUCCCAUGGUGCCCAUUCGACCGGACAUUAAGGGUGCAGAGGAAGAAAUCGACGAGAACCACGACAGAAUCGAGGCGGCCUUUCGGAAGUACUUUUACAGAGACGACGGCGAGGGAGAACGGGAACGCGACGAUCCAUCUCCGGAGGAAGCGGGCGAGAGUGACGCCUUCGAGGUGAUUGUCUGCCACGGCAACGUUAUCCGGUACUUCUUUUGCCGCGCGCUGCAGCUGCCGCCCGAGGCGUGGCUGAGACUGUGCACGUUCAACUGCUCCAUUACCUAUCUGGUCGUUCGCCCGAACGGCAUGGUGUCCGCACGGAUGAUGGGCGACAUCGGACACCUGGACUACGACGAAUCCACGUUUUCGGGUUACCACGGUUUCAAGUGGUAGCACGGGAAGAGGAUGCCGGAUGAAAAAUGGACCCGUGCAAGCUACGAGAACUACCGUAAUUAGAAACUAGACUGAAUU
Molecule: messenger RNA, 1239 nt
Organism: Pseudo-nitzschia multistriata
Lineage: Eukaryota; Bacillariophyta; Bacillariophyceae; Bacillariales; Bacillariaceae
Source: the annotation of a GenBank genome assembly